UAAUGAGUAUCCGGAUAGUCAUGGCAACGAACAAGUGAAAUUCAACAAAAUGGAGUCGCUAACAAGUGAUCAAUCCUUCGCGAGGACUCUCCUACAGGACCACAACCAGAGGCUAGAGCAACACAUGAACAACUUUGAAACUUUACAAAAAGAAUACCUCAGACUGCAACAGAUGUAUGAUAAGGCCAGAGAAGAAGAAGCAGUUUCUAGUAAGAACUAUACUCAACUAGUGGUCAAAUCAGAGGAGAUCAUAAGACAGUUACAGCAAGAGAGAGACGACAAGAUUACAGAGUGUGAACACCUUCAAAGAAGAGUAAUGGAUCCUCAUAAAAUGGCAAAACUUCAACAAACGAUAACUGAAGAACUGGAGGAGACCUACAGAAAACGCAUUGAGGAACUAGAAAUGGAAGUUGAAGUUAGAAAUGAUGAAAUUGUUCAGUUAAAGAGAGCUUAUGACUUCAUGAAAUUAGAAUACACUUCACUCAAAAGUAGCACUGAUCUAAGAUCAAGGGAAAUAGCUAAAGAACACCACAGUCAGCUGUCACUGUUAAGAGAUAAAGUGAGAGAGUACAGUUUGAAACUGGAGAGGGACAUACCCAGUGAAAUACAGCGAGUUAGGACACUACAGAGACAAAACAACACUCUGGAAGAACAGGUUAAGGAGCUGCUGGAGGAGAACAAGUCCCUCAAAUUAAAACUAACUGAUGCUCAGACUAACAAAAUACAAGAGGUGUCAGUGUUGAAGCAGAAGUCAGUGGAAUAUGAAGGAAUAGUUGAGCAGCUAUCAUCAGAUAAACUGAGUCUAACUGCUCACCUUAAGAGAAUAGAAAGAGAUCAUGAAGAGACACAGAGGGAAUCAGUAAGACUAACAGAUGAACUGACUAAACUACAAAAUGAUCUCCUCAUGUCACAGAGGAAAUGUGAUGAAGUGAUCCACCAGCAGGAGAAGAUGAAAGAUGAACUAUUAUUAAAUAAUUUGAAGGAGGUCCAGUCAGUUCAAAAUGAGAAGGUGAAGUACAUGAAAGAAGUGGAUCAGUACAAAGCACAGACUGAGAACCUCUCACUGAUCAUACAGCAACUGGAAUCAGCUUUAAAUGAUAAAACGAGGGAGGUUAUGCUGAUAAAGGAUAAAGUGAGACAAGAUGAAUUAGAGAGAGCAGUACAGGCAGAGAAGGAGAGAGGAGACUCUGAACAACAACUAACAAACACACAGAGUGCAUUUUUGUUGAAGACUCAAGAGUUUGAAGUGAAACUGUCAAACUUACAAGAUCAGCUAAUGACCACUGAAGCAGAGAAGGUCUCAUUGGAGGGCGAGUGUGAGGUAUUGAGGAAGGAAUUAGCUGAAAAAAAUAUCACAUUAUCAAAAAAUGACAAAGAAUUAUCAGAACUGAAAGAACUAAGACAACUCAAGCAAUCACUGACACAAGAAAAGGAAAAAGUUGAAAAUGAGUUAAGUGAGGUAGAGACUCAGUUGAAGGAAGAGAGGGAAAAGUGUCAGAUACUCCAUCAUCAACUGAGCCACCAGCAGACUGAAGCUAAGCUGAUCAUUGAUAGCAACCAGAAGGAGCUGCAGAAACUAACGUCUGAGUUGACUGAUGUGAGGAUAUCGUGGGAAGAAUCUAAGAAAGAAUUAACACAAAAAUGUAAAGAAUUUGAGGAGAAAUUAAAAUCAAAUAAAAAGAAAAAAGAAAAAUUCAAGAGAGAGAAUGAAAGUUUAUCAAGUGAAAUUAAGAAACUACUAGACACAGUAUCAACUAAUGAGAGGAACUUUACCAAUGAGAAGGAACAGUUGAGAAAAACAGCAGAAGAAGAGAAGAGAUUAUUAAAGAAGCAGUUACUAUCAUUCCAAAGACAACAGAGACAGUUCCAUCACCUCCUAGUGUCCACCCCUCAUCCUACUGCUGACAUUACUAAUGGUAAACUAGGACUGAGCACUGGAGGAGUGGGAGACCUAGCAUUGUUUACUGACAGUUGUAACCUUAGUCAAUAAUGGAGAGAGCGAGAGAGAGCAAUGCUUUUUAUACUGUUUUUAUUCAUAAACAUAAUAAUUAUAAUGAUAAUAUA
Molecule: messenger RNA, 2064 nt
Organism: Amphimedon queenslandica
Lineage: Eukaryota; Metazoa; Porifera; Demospongiae; Haplosclerida; Niphatidae
Product: centrosomal protein of 83 kDa-like
Exons: 20
Coding region: 50-1990 (646 amino acids)
Source: RefSeq, a predicted model, not a curated record